AUGAAAAAAAAAAAAAAAAAAAAAAAAAAACCCAACAACAACAACAACAACAACAACAACAACAACAACAACAACAACAACAACAACAACAACAACAACAACAACAACAACAACAACAACAACAACAACAACAACAACAACAACAACAACAACAACGACAACAUUAUCGCUAAACGGAACGCCGACUGUCACCGUCAACCCGUCACUUACCAGCCCGACGACCUCGUCCUACUCGACACCCAGAACCUCCGCCUGCCCGUCACCCCAGAUCUUCGCCCUCCAUAUUCUGAGCCCAUUUCGCAUCAGCCACAUGAUCAAUCCCAUCACCACCCAUCUCCUCCUCCUCCCUGUUGA
Molecule: messenger RNA, 354 nt
Organism: Closterium sp. Yama58-4
Lineage: Eukaryota; Viridiplantae; Streptophyta; Zygnematophyceae; Desmidiales; Closteriaceae
Source: the annotation of a GenBank genome assembly